Molecule: messenger RNA, 411 nt
Organism: Plasmodium berghei ANKA
Lineage: Eukaryota; Apicomplexa; Aconoidasida; Haemosporida; Plasmodiidae
Product: conserved Plasmodium protein, unknown function
Exons: 5
Coding region: 1-411 (136 amino acids)
Source: RefSeq, a predicted model, not a curated record
AUGGAGAAAGAAAAAAGUGAAAACUAUAUUUUAUUUGAAGGAGAAAAUGAAAUAAAGUAUGAUCGUUUUGGAUAUGAUGGUUUUGACGAAAGAGUACCAGACAUAACUUCGUCAUAUAUUCAAGCGCACAACAAUUUAAGUGGAAAUGGACAAAUGAAGAAGCUGGCUCUAGGCAACAAUAUUGGCUUUAAUCAAAAUACUUUGAAAAAAAUACCAAAAUCGGGGCAGCAUUAUCUUGACUCAAAAAAUGAAAAUGGGAAAUUGAGUGCUUCUAUUCACCAACUACAAAGCGAUUUAAAUAUUAUUAAACAACACAACAUGAAAUGUCAUUUAAAUGACGAAGAUAACGAAAGACGCAAUAAAAUUCCUAUGCUUUGGAUUUACAAUUAUAAAACAAUUUAUUCUACAUAA